CACUGCUGACUUUACCAGUCAGCUAUUAUCGGAAUUUUUGUGUUUAUGUUUUUUUUUACAUUCGCAUCCAAAGCAUGUUCGCUGUAGGUGUUGUGGGCGUAUUUUGAACACAUAUGUGAACGUGUGUGUGCUCAAGAUAAGCGGCCAGUGCAAACAGUAAUUAAGAUACACCCGUAUAUAGAAUAUAACAAACCGUGUCAGUACAUCGUCGCCGCUAGUUAUUAUUCUAAUAAGAUUCUCAGCCAACACGGAAUGAAUUGCGUGUGCCUACAGUAAAUUUUAUAGAUCUAGAGUAGCAUGGGAUGUGCCAUGCUUACGCCUACAGACAAGUGUGUAAUGUUAACACCUGCGAAUUCAUUCGGCAUACAAGAAACGUGAUCACACUUUACACACACACUCUGACACACACUGACGCGCGAAUGUAAUCCAAUCAGAAGUGCAUGAAACGAAAUUGCGCUUGAAUUCUCGCUGAUGAAUUAUGCUUGCCGCAGCUGUUUUCCUUAAAUAUACCAAGCAAUUUAAUUAAAGUGCGCGACAGUGUGAAUCGAAGUGAUUGCCAGCGAUUCGGCAAACCAUCAUCAUCGAUCAGCCCAAUUGGAAUUGAUGAAUUGCUAAUAGCCGGCCGAAUUUAAUUUAAAAAUAUAACAGAAAGAUGAAGGCCUCAAUUGAUAAGGAUUUGCUGCCUAUGAAGGCGCAUUACUUUCUCUUCAAUGCCGGCACCGCACCCGUUGUACCCUUUAUGCCGCCACUGGCGAAACAGCUGGGCUAUUCCGAUGUCGUCGUUGGCACCAUGUACAUGAUAUUGCCCAUUGUGGGUUUACUGGCAAAGCCGCUCUUUGGCUACAUAGCGGAUCGCUACCAUCGACAUCGAUUUCUCUUUCUGGCUGGACAACUGAUCACCGCUGUGGCCUUCUUUAUGGUGAUGUUUGUGCCGGCUGUGGAGAAGCCUCAGUUCCAUUGCCACGCCGGGGUGUCCAACAUACGCUACUGCUCCAACUAUCCAAAGGAUGCGGAGACGCAACUGGAGGCAUUCUAUGGGAACCGCACGCUCACCUGCAACAUGGCAUGUCAAAUGGAGCCAGACAUGUGGGACAUCGUCUGCCAGCACUGGCUCAAAGCAAAUCCGCUGAGCGACUGUCAGGCGAAUCGAACGAAGAACACGCUCAAUUUUUCCACCUACAUCGAUAUGAAAGGUUUGAUCGAGGAGGCGAAUGGCAAUAUGAGAUGCCUGAAUUUCCUCAUUCCGCACGACCUGGGCACGAUCGACUCCCGCAAUGUGACGCUCUACUGCCCCAAGGACAAGCCGAUGUUCCAGUCCAGCUGCCAGAUGGAGUGCAACGAUACGUUCAUCAACGAACUCCUGCCCGACAGCUCGGUGAUCAAUAUGGGCAACGCUGUUGCUCUGCCCGAGUUCUGGUUCUUCUUUGGCAUGCUGAUCAUCAGCUGGAUAGGCAUGGCCGUCGUGGUGAGCAUCGGCGAUGCCAUCUGCUUUGGCAUUCUGGGCGACCGACAUCAUCUCUAUGGCAGGCAGCGGCUGUGCGGUUCCCUGGGCUGGGGCAUCUUCGCCCUGCUCGCCGGCCUGCUGGUGGACACGAUGUCCAAGGAGGGCAGCAUUGACAAGAACUAUACGAUUGUCUUCUGGAUGACGCUUAUCAUACUAGGCUUCGAUAUGCUCGCCUCCACCAAGCUGAAGCACACCCAAACGCACAUGUCGGCCAACAUCCUAAGGGACGUGGGUCAAAUGUUCCUUUCAAUACGUUGCGUCGUCUUCUUCCUCUGGUGCGUGGCCAUUGGCCUGGGCACAGCGCUGAUAUGGAACUUUCUAUUCAUCUAUCUGGAGGAGCUGGCGCAGCCGUUCGACCAUGGCGCCAACUUCAUCAAGACGCUGGAGGGCCUCGUCAUGAGCAUUCAGUGCUUUGGCGGCGAGCUGCCCUUCUUCUUCAUGUCCGGCUGGAUACUGAAGCGCAUCGGGCAUGUGAAUGCCAUGAGCCUGGUGCUGUUCGGGUUCGGUGUGCGCUUCAUAUUGUACUCGAUGCUGCAGAAUCCCUGGUACAUACUGCCCAUUGAGCUGCUCAAUGGCGUCACCUUUGGGCUCUUCUAUGCGACAAUGGCUUCCUACGCCAGCAUCGUCGCUCCGCCAGGCACGGAGGCUACCAUGCAGAGUCUUGUGGGUGCGAUCUUCGAGGGCAUUGGCGUCUCCAUGGGCAGCCAGAUUGGUGGCCAGCUCUUUGAUGGAGUUGGCGCUCGUACCACCUUCGAAAUCUUUGGCAUUGUCGCCUUCAUAGUGUUCGUCAUCCAUGUCUGUGUCCAAUUCUACCUGCAGCGCAAUGGCCCAGCUGAAAAUGGCACUGUCAAAUAUUUCGCACCGACAGAUGCAAUGCACAUGCUGAAUGAACAGGAGUAUACAGGUCUUAGCUAAACAGCUCCUCCUCAUCCUUCUCUGUGAUCUGGCGAUUUACCGAAUUCGUAUGCUUGCCAGCGUGAAACGACACACAAUCAGCCAAGAAAACAAAAUCAAAAUAACAAAUCCAAUACCAAAUCAAGAGAAACACUUUUCCUGCUGCUGAAUCAGAACAAUUUCCUCAUCAAUUUGCAUGGCGAAUGCUAAAUAUUCAAUCUCGAUUGUAAUUAUAAUUAUUAUAUGUAAUUGUACUCUAAUUUUAGUAAUGCUAGCAACAAAUCCCUCUCACAUCCAAUAUUUUUGUUACACUAGUGCAUGCUUUUGCUAGGUUUAUGCGCCGCAGAUCGUGAAACAGAAGAGGUACAAAGAAAAUGUAUUUUCUGAAUGAAAUAAAGAAAAUAAGGAAAUGUUAUAGUAUUACUAGUUGUGAUAUAAAGAUUUCUUAUUAUUAGUUAAAUUCAAUUUGCUAGCUUAUCACGAUUUGCACGCGCAUAAACAUAGCUUUUAAAUAAACAUUGUUAAAUUUAAAUGGCAUGUCUUUAAAUUGUAUUGAAAACUCUAAAAUUGUGAAUGUUAAAUUUUUUUUUUUUUUUAGAAACUAAAAAAAGAAGCUUAAAGUAUUCAAUGUUGCUUAUGAAAUUGGCUUUUCAUGCAUGUGAAAAUUAUCUCGAAAGUAUUUUUCAAAUUAUAUAGACAACAAAAGAGUUACCUACUAUUCUCUUGUUUGUAAAUUGUCCUUUAUCAUGUGUAUUCGUUUUGGAUGUAAUGUUUAUUUAGCUCUUAGCUUAGAGUCUUGUCAGCCUUGGCAGUACUCAUUAUGUUUAAGUACUGCCCGAUUAUAACUAGUUUUAAUAUAUAUAAGUAACUAUAAAGCUUGUUAUAUCUAUGGCCCUAUGGCAACGGAUUGCCAAUGAGCGACUCCUCGUGCUGUUGCUUUUCGACUUUGCGCUGGUGUUCGCGUUGCUUACAGGCUGCGAUGUGUGCAGCUCGUUUCUGUAAUCAGAAAUACGAUACAUACAUAUAUAUAGAUAUACUUAGUUAUCAAUUGAUUAUGAUUGCAUGUGGUCUACUAGUUCGUACACACUGUUAAUUAUUGUUUUUAUGGUUUUAUGCUAUACAAUAAAGAUUCGUUACUUUGGUUUUCCUUGUA
Drosophila mojavensis is the source of this 3551-nucleotide messenger RNA. It is a transcript of the gene Sugb, whose product is annotated as major facilitator superfamily domain-containing protein 6. The record is from RefSeq and is a predicted model, not a curated record. Lineage: Eukaryota; Metazoa; Arthropoda; Insecta; Diptera; Drosophilidae. Bases 653 to 2419 code for a protein of 588 amino acids. The transcript is spliced from 6 exons. Gene Ontology annotation, cellular component: membrane. Gene Ontology annotation, molecular function: transmembrane transporter activity.